AUGUCGCUCCGUCUCUGGUCCGGCCUCGCAAGUGCUGCUAGGGCAGCGUGCGCCCCGCCGCUUGCCGCCCGCGCCAACCUCCGCAGCCUGAGUACCACGGCACAGCUCGCGCGUCUCGUCGCCCCUCCACCGCCCACCACAGCGGCCGCUUCGCCGCUCUCCAAGCUGCGCUUCGCUUGGCCCAGAACCCCUGCUGCGGCGCCAACAGCGUCCUCUUCCACCCCAUUGGCAUCUCCCUUCUCGUUCACGUCGUCGUUCUUCCGCCGCGCGUUCAGCUCGUCGCCUGCGCGGGCCGUGCGCGACACCUACUUCCCCCGGAGUAGCCGAAGGAGCUCUGGCGGCGGCUGGGGCGGCGGCGGCGGACAGCGCAGACCGCCGAGCUGGUGGAGAAAUUUCCGGUAUCGCCUCGACGCCAUCUCGCCCAACGGCAUCACGUAUGCCCUCAUCGGCAUCAACACGGCCGUCUUCCUGCUCUGGCAGUAUGGCUACAGUUCCUAUCAACGAUUCCAGGACCCAUCAACCCUCAUCUUCAUGACCAAGAACUUUGUCCUCUCCGAGAUGAACAUUCUCCAGGGCCGCAUCUGGACCCUCAUCACCUCGUGCUUCAGCCACCAGAACUCGACGCACAUCUUGUUCAACAUGCUCAGUCUGUACUUCAUUGCCCCAUCGGUCGCCGGCCUUAUCGGCACGUCGGCCUUCCUCGGGCUCUACCUCGGUGGCGGUAUUGUCUCGUCCCUCAUCUCGCUCGCCGCGAAGCGCUACUACGGCGACAAGAACGGCACCGUCGGCGCCUCGGGUGCAGUCCUCGCCACUCUCGCAUUCUUCGGCACCAUCUUCCCCCGGUCCACCUUCCUCGUCUUCUUCAUCGUCCCCAUGCCAGCCUGGGCCCUCAUCGGUGGCAUGCUUGCUUGGGACCUGUAUGGAACACUUUCACACCGCCAGACCCGGAUCGACUCGGCUGGCCAUGUGGGUGGCAUCCUCGCCGGUGUGCUCUACGCCCUGCGCGUCCGUCGCCGUGGUGUGUCAAGAGGAAUUCGGUGGUAG
Messenger RNA from Vanrija pseudolonga, 1044 nucleotides. RefSeq names its product Rhomboid protein 1, mitochondrial (gene PCP1). Gene Ontology annotation, cellular component: membrane. The transcript has 4 exons. Lineage: Eukaryota; Fungi; Basidiomycota; Tremellomycetes; Trichosporonales; Trichosporonaceae. Bases 1 to 1044 code for a protein of 347 amino acids. The record is from RefSeq and is a predicted model, not a curated record. Gene Ontology annotation, molecular function: serine-type endopeptidase activity.